AGCAUUUUCAAUUCUGUGCAAGACACUAUCCUAACAUUAUAUGUUCACUGUCUUAAUUUAACUCUUCCAUUCACCCUAUUAGACCAUCCUCUUGUAUAUAAGGAAACAAAUAUAAGAGUUUUGAUGUAGAGCUAGUAAAAGGUAGAAGCUCCAUCCCACCCUGUAUAAUUAGAUGUAUUUGUCUACUGCCUCAUAAGCCUUUACCUUUUGUUAAAAACACAAAAACAUGACCAAAAGACAACUGAUAUGUCCUUACAUGCCCAGAACAUACCUUUUUCCUUAUUGACUCUAAUGAAACAACCACCUUACAAAUGAAUGCUGCUCUCUAUUACAAACCUAUUACAUGUCAUUUAUUCUUUAAAUAAGUAACUCUGGUUCAUCUACUUUUGAACCUGGAUGAAUACAGAAGUGGCCACAGGAUACAUGUAGGUCGUUUUCUAACACCGGGGAUAUCUAGUCUUCAACUGGCAUAAUUUUAGGAUAACAAUAUGUUAAGGUCAUUCAGAGAAGGUCCAGGGGCAGAGUUAUCAGCCCAUGUGCCCAUGACAAUCACACAUAGUAGAAAGCUGCCCUGUUAGCAUUUCUCAUGCACAUUUUCAACAAUGUUAUAAACAGAACAGGAGAGUCUGAAUUUGGAUGUUAAAAAAUUGUAGUAUUGUACCAUGAUCAAAAGCCCAUUUGGGUCUAUCUGGGGAAUAGAGAAGCCACCCUUUUGCCUUAUCUAACAGUCUGGCCUGAAAGAUAUGCAUAUCACUAUAAAGCCUUAUUGAGGGAACAAACAUUGAGAGUUUGAUACCCAUGUAUCACACAGCAUGAGUUUUAGAAGAGGGGAAAUGGGCAAUGGAGUGUGCUCAUCACUGAUCUCCAAGCCCCCUGGUCUGGAACAUUAGGAGUUGGCCGAGCAACGGACACAGGAGGGGUGGCAUGGGGGGUGGGGUGGAGGUAUUCCAUAUGGCACAGUUGAGAAAGGCACAGUGGGUUUGCUUCCACUGACAAGGUAUAAUCCUCAUUUCAGAGUUUGCAGUCCUUCAUGAAUACAUCACCACAACAUGAGUACUAUCACCAAGGAUCACUGAAGCCAAUGCUGUGGUAGAAAACAACAGAAAAAACACUGGCUGAAGGAUAACAGAGGUCAGAGAGACUAAAAAUAACACAGAGGUAAGCAGUUGCUCUCAAAAGAAGGUAAUACCCAUCCUAUAUGCAGACAUCAUAUACCUGGACCUAAUCCCAGAGCCUAAGGGUCUGCAUAUCAAGUAGCACUUCUGCUCAAGGACACAGGCCUUGCAUCAGCCAUGUCAGUAGCCACCUUUGGAACCAUGUCAAGGGCCACCUAUGUGAGGGACUCUGCCUCCUCCUUGCCUUCUUUACAAAAGAACCAAGAGGUUAUGUCUGAGACUGGCAGAGUGCUUCAGACCUGGGUUACCCAGAUGAAGGGCUUGGCACUGGUACUGCUGCCAGAAUCUUCAUGUGUCAGGUUGGAGACUGUGCUGGUGUUGGUACUGAGUUUCCUGCCAAGCUUGUGCUGUGACCUGAAAUCAGUAUAUUCCUCAUCCUAUGAACUAGUCAUCCCCAAGGCUCUGACAGUUGAGGGAAGGCAAGACCCAGAGGAAGAGGCAUCUUAUGUGAUAUCUAUGCAGGGCGAGAAACAGCUGAUUCACCUGAAAGUGAAGACAGACUAUUUUAUCAAGAACUUUCCAGUCUUCAGCUACCAUAAUGGCACCCGGGGACAAGAAAUGCCUUUCAUCUCACAUGACUGUCACUAUGAAGGCUACAUAGAAGGAGUCCCGGGUUCUUUUGUUUCUGUCAACACCUGUUCAGGCCUCAGGGGCAUCCUGAUUAAGGAGGGAAAAUCCUAUGGCAUUGAGCCCAUGGACUCUUCAAAACAGUUUGAACAUGUGUUGUACACCAUGGCCCAUCAAGCUCCAGUCUCCUGCAGUGUCACUUCCCAAGACAGCCCAGUGGUGUCUGCCAGCCGACAACAGGGGAGCAGGAAGCCUGGCGGUCUGCAGGAGCUGUCCUCCUUGUGGUCACUCACCAAGUACGUGGAGAUGUUUGUUGUGGUCAACAACCAGCGGUUCCAAAUGUGGGGCAGUAACGUCAAUGAGACGGUCCAGAGAGUGAUGGACAUCAUUGCCCUGGCCAACAGCUUCACUAGGGGGAUAAACACACAGGUGGUGCUGGCUGGAGUGGAGAUUUGGACCGAGGGGGACCUCAUAGAGGUCCCAGUGGACCUGCAAGUUACACUGGGGAAUUUCAACAAGUGGAGACAAGAGAAGCUCCUCCAUCGUGUGAAGCAUGAUGUUGCCCACAUGAUUGUCGGACAGCAUCCUGAGCACGGUAUGGGACAGGCAUUUCUCAGUGGUGCAUGUUCCCGAGGUUUUGCAGCAGCUGUUGAAUCCUUCCCUCAUGAAGAUGCCCUCCUGUUUGCAGCGCUCAUGGUCCAUGAGCUUGGGCACAACUUGGGUAUUGGGCACGACCACUCAGCCUGCAUUUGUAAAGACAAACACCUCUGCCUCAUGCGUGACAAUAUCACUAAAGAAAGUGGCUUCAGCAACUGUAGCUCUGACGACUUCUACCAGUUUCUCCAGGAUCACAGAGGGGCCUGCCUAUUUAACAACCCUCAGCGGCACAAAGGCCGCUUGCGUAGGGAUUCCUACUGUGGAGAUGGUGUGGUGGAGGGUGAGGAGCAGUGUGACUGUGGUUCUGCCUGUUACACUGACCCGUGCUGUGACCAAACAUGUAGCCUGAAGGGGAGUGCAGAAUGUAGUGAUGGACUCUGCUGCUUUGGUUGCCAAUUGAGAAAUAAGGGAUUCGUGUGCCGUUCUGCUUCAGGAGAGUGUGACCUCCCAGAGUACUGUGAUGGCAGUUUUGCAGAGUGCCCCACAGACACCUUUAAGCAAGAUGGUACACCGUGCGAUAGACUGCACAUCUGUAUUGGAGGUCAAUGCAGAAACCCUGAUAAUCAAUGCAUGGCUAUGUAUGGGGACACUGCACGGUCUGCCCCAGAAAACUGUUACAUUUUAAUAAACAGCAAAGGGAACCGGUUUGGAAACUGUGGCCAUCCCACUUCGGCAAUGCCAAGAUACGUUAAAUGUUUUGAUGAUAAUAUAUUUUGUGGGAAAAUUAUAUGUACAAAUAUUAGACAGGUCCCAUCCAUCAAACCCCAUCGCACACUGAUCCAGAUUCCUUACGAAGGUGACUUCUGCUGGAGCUUGGAUGUCUAUAACAUUACUGAUAUCCCUGAUGAGGGAGAUGUGCACUCUGGCACUGCUUGUGCCCCGAACAAAGUCUGCAUGGAUUACUCCUGCACUGAUCAUGCUGUGCUCAAGUAUGACUGCAAACCAGCAGAAAUGUGCGAUGGGAGAGGAGUCUGUAACAAUUUAAGGCACUGCCACUGUGAGGCUGGCUAUGCACCGCCCAACUGCCGAACGCCAGGAAGUGGGGGUAGUGUGGACAGUGGUUCUCCUGACAAAACAGAGAAUGAAAAUCCAAGUGAGGAUGAAGGGAACAGUUAUAGUAUUGCUCGUGGUAGUUUUGGCAGAGGUGGUGAGAAUACACAGGAAAGUGAGAAGGAUUUAGAACAUCACUCAACUGAGUCCUCAGAAGAAAAUGAAGAAUCAGUGGACCAAAAAAGAGAAAAAGGGCAUUAA
This is a messenger RNA of Pipistrellus kuhlii (Kuhl's pipistrelle), 3650 nucleotides long. Its product is annotated as disintegrin and metalloproteinase domain-containing protein 1a-like. Gene Ontology annotation, molecular function: metalloendopeptidase activity. NCBI's taxonomy places the organism in Eukaryota, Metazoa, Chordata, Mammalia, Chiroptera, Vespertilionidae. The record is from RefSeq and is a predicted model, not a curated record. The transcript has 2 exons. Gene Ontology annotation, cellular component: external side of plasma membrane; plasma membrane; sperm head plasma membrane. Gene Ontology annotation, biological process: proteolysis; binding of sperm to zona pellucida; male gonad development. The coding region runs from base 1293 to 3650 and encodes 785 amino acids.